UUGUUUCUCACUGAGGAAAGAGACACACACAGAAACAGACAACAGGAUACAAAGCCCACAACUUCCACUGAGAGUCAAGAAGUAAGGAAUACUGGGAAUACUGGAAUUAUACUUUCACCGAAGAGGAGAGCUUUUGAAGAGCGACGACUCAAAGUGAAAAGCCAAAACUGAUUUCCUGUUUGAGUAUCUGUCUGUGUUUUCAGCAUCGCCCAGAAAUGGCUGCUCUGGUUUCUCAAGCUGAGAUGGAUUUCUUUUGUCCAGUCUGUCAAGACAUCUUUAAAAAUCCUGUUGUGCUGUCGUGCAGCCACAGCUUCUGUAAAGACUGUCUGCAGAGCUGGUGGGAAGUGAACCCGAUUCAGCAGUGUCCAGUUUGUAAAAGAAGAUCGUCAAAGAGUGACCCACCGUGUAACUUGGCAUUAAAGAACCUGUGUGAAGCUUUCCAACAGAAACUUUCUCUAGAAGAGGAAGCUCCUGCAGAGUCUGAGGAUCUCUGCAGUCUGCACUCAGAGAAGUUAAAGCUCUUCUGUCUGGACCAUCAGAAGCCGGUGUGUCUGGUGUGUCGAGAUUCAAUAACGCACAACAACCACAGAUUCAAGCCAAUUGAUGAAGCUGCACCGGAUUACAGGAGGAGGCUCAAGAAAUACCCGAUGCUCUUAGAAGAGAAACUGUAUCUCUUUAAUCAAGUUACAUUAAACUGGGAAAAUACAGCAAGAGAAAUUAAGGUCCAGGCUCAUCACACAGAGAGGCUGAUUAAAGAGCAGUUUGAGAAGCUUCACUAUUUUCUACAUGAAGAAGAGGAGGCCAGGAUCACUGCUCUGAGGGAGGAAGAGGAGCAGAAGAGUCGAAUGAUGAAGCAGAAGAUGGAUGAUCUGAACAGAGAGAUAGCAGAUAUUAGUGACACACUCGGAGCCACAGAGGAGGAGCUGGAAACUGGAAAUGUCUCAUUCCUGCAGAACUACAAGGCUGCAGUGGAAAGAGUCCAGCAGCACCUCCUGCAGGAUGAUCCACAGCUGGGCCCAGGAGCUCUGAUCGACGUGGCCAAACACCUGGGCAACCUGACCUUCAACAUCUGGAGCAAGAUGGAGGAGAUGGUUACAUAUUUUCCUGUGAUCCUGGACCCCAACACUGCAGAACCACACCUUAGUCUGUCAGAAGAUCUGACCACUGUAAUAAAUGGAGUUACAGAGCAAACUCUUCCAAAAAACCCAGAGAGGUUUGAAGACUACAAUGCAAUACUGGGAUCUGAGGGCUUUAACUUGGGGACUCACAGCUGGGAUGUGGAGGUUACAGAUAAUGUAGAUUGGGCAGUUGGUGUGAUAGCAGAGUCUGUACCAAGGAAAGCAGUAAUACAGACUGGAUACUGGAAUAUAUGGUUCCGCGAUGGUAAAUACAGAGCAUACUCUCCAGCAGUUGGAGAUAAAGUUCUCUCUGUAAAGAAGCCGCUGCAGAGGAUCAGAGUGUCUCUGGACUGCAAGAGAAAAAAAAUUACAUUCUCUGAUUCGGAUACCAAAACAAACCUGCACACCUUCUCACACACUUUCACUGAGAAGCUGUUUCCCUUCAUCAAAACUGAAGAUACAGCGCCACUGAGGAUAUCACCAGUCAAAGUCACUGCACUGUUAGAGAUGUAGAAGAUUAUGCUAACAAAGUUAAUGAGGAUUAUCAGGAUGAUGAUGUGUUUUAAUUAACUACUUUAUUUUAAUCUAAUUUAACAGAUAUGUGUGUGUUUAUUUGUGUGAUUAGAACAAACAACAUAUUUGUGCAGGAAGUCAGUCGACUGGCUGGUUUUGAAUGUACAUAAAACAUUAAAACUAUGUAUGGCAUGUUUUGGGAGAACUCAUUCAAAGAUUGUUUAUCAAACUUACACCCAGAGGCAGGUGAGUUGCCGUGCAAGUCUUUCUCCAACGUAACUCAAAGGAAUGGAAGCACAUUCACAUCACCUCUUGUGCCCACUACGUGGGGCAGACACACUCUCAUCUUGCAGGAUGUUGCUGUAGAUAAAGUGUAGACCACAAUGUAGAUUUCAUAUAAUACAAAUUAUGUUUGAAUGAUGACAUAAUAUUGACUUCCUGUUGCCAGUUGUUGUUGCUAUGCCUGUGACUCAGUAUUGGCAUGUAGAUAUGGACUCUAUCUAGACCAUCAAGCAUGUGAAAUUUGGGGCAGAUUUAAUAAUAAAGUUGAAUCAACAGCUUCCUGCUUUGUGAAACAUGAGAGAUUAUCCAUUUUGUUAAAACUUUACAUUGUGAAAGUCUUUAGACUUUGCAGUGGAUCCAUAAACUGUAUAAAGGGUGGAUCCCUUUAAUCGCCCAAGAGGACUUUGUUCAGCAGAACGCCUAUAAAAUGCACUUUACAUGAACUCUGUCUGACUUCCUUUUGGUAUAGGGCACUAAUGAAGCUGUGGAAUCUCUGUACAUCUGACCUGGUUAACAACGUAGACUGCUAAAUAACCGAGAAUCAUGAAGUCUUUAACAGAGUGAUUAGUUCAGACGAGGGGAUAUUUAAAGUGUCUCUGAUUUAAACCAACAGUGUCUGCAGUAAGUUGUCACGAUCCUGUCCUGAGCUGGUCUGGGUUAUAUUAUUUUGGCCAUGCAUUCUCUGUGUUUUGAUUUUGGUUUCUCUGUGUCUGGGUUCCGUAUGUUCGUUAGGUGUCAUUUAUGUUCUUUACCAGUUUCAUUAAUUAAUCUGAUUUUCUUCAUUCUGCUUUAGUCUCUUUGUAGCCUUUAUUAUUUCAUUCCCCUGCAUCGUUAAGUUACUUCAUAUCUGUCUUGUCUCGUAUCUUAGUUCCUAGUUUGUGUCUUUAGUUCUUAGUCCUGUACCUUAGUUCAUGUCUUUAGUGUUUACUCCUGGUCUGUGUACUUCUGUGUUUUGCCCAUGUCUGCUCUGAGUUUUGUUUUAUCUUUGCUUCUGUCUGUGUUCCUUGUUGGUGUUUAUUUGUGAUCUGUUUGCUUGUGUCUGUUCCCCCAGUAAUUCCUCUGCUUGCUUGUCCAAUAAAUACUUUGAGUUCCAGUUAAUGUAUGGUCUUCUGUUUUGCAUCUGUGAGUGUCUCUCUGUUCCCCCCUGCUGUCUCUCUGCCUGCCUCAUUAGCCCUGAUCCCGGUCACCUGUGUUGCUCCCGCCCUGCCCGUUAGUCCCUGUGUUUAAAUGUUUGGUGUUUCUGUUCAUUCCCCCUCUGGUCAUUGUCGCAUGUUGCCUGUAUGCUCUGUUGUAAGUUGUGUGUUCCAGCAGUCACUGUGCCACCUAGGUCUGCAUUUUUGGAUGUACCAGUUCCCCUGUACUUGUGAGUUUGGUUCAUGCCUGUUUUUGUCUUGCCCUGGAUUAAACACCCCUGAACUGUAACUCAGCGAUAAGUGUCGUGCAUUUGGGCUCACUCCUGCUUCACGCACCCACCGACGGUGACACUCCUCUUGUUUCUGCUCACUAUGCUUGCACUGAACUACCUGCGAGUGAGAUUGUUUGCUCCUCCCACAUUGGUUUUGCAUGCUUGUUGCUGAUAUGGAGCUAAUCUGCCCCAGCCAGCAAGAGUAAGUGUCUAGCUGUUCUCAGAAAAGAGAAUUGCAAAAGUACAGAGUUUCUUCUCCUGCCUAGAAAACGUUUGUUUUCUGCAAUGGUGGUCAGACACUCUGCCUCUUAGCUGAGAUUUCUUUGUAAUGAACACACUCAAGAAUGACAUUUUGUUGGUGGAAGUUUCUAUUUUAAUAUUUUAAGAAAAUUCCACAACAUUUGGAUUGAUGUGUUUGGACUUCUUUAACCUUGGGUUACUGCUUGAACCAUUCUUGGAUUUAGUUGUUUGGACUGCCUGCCUCACCUGUGAUGUAAGUUGUUCUCAUGGUUAUUAAAGAAUAAAAACUGAAUUUGCGUUUGAGUCUA
Molecule: messenger RNA, 3866 nt
Organism: Micropterus salmoides (largemouth bass)
Lineage: Eukaryota; Metazoa; Chordata; Actinopteri; Centrarchiformes; Centrarchidae
Product: nuclear factor 7, ovary-like
Exons: 1
Coding region: 216-1631 (471 amino acids)
Molecular function (GO): protein binding; zinc ion binding
Source: RefSeq, a predicted model, not a curated record